Molecule: messenger RNA, 918 nt
Organism: Ilyonectria robusta
Lineage: Eukaryota; Fungi; Ascomycota; Sordariomycetes; Hypocreales; Nectriaceae
Product: fungal-specific transcription factor domain-containing protein
Exons: 1
Biological process (GO): DNA-templated transcription
Cellular component (GO): nucleus
Molecular function (GO): zinc ion binding; DNA binding
Source: RefSeq, a predicted model, not a curated record
AUCGACCUAUACUUCCUCCGGGUACAACCGUUCCUCCCUUUGUUCCACGGGCCAGAAUUCCUUCAGCAUUAUGUUGGCAAACUUGGUAGCCAAUGCUAUAAGAAUCUCAACAGAGUGUCUUAUCUUCUUGUAAAUGCCAUGAGCGCUCUUGCUGCUCGGUAUUCGACCUCGACGCAUUUUGAAGGCGUUACCCGAGAAGACAGAGGGAAGGAGUUUGCAUUCCGAGCACAGGUCGCGUUCCGUGAUGUGUCCAACGAAAAGGACUUUCGCGUUUCGUUGCCAUGGCUGCAAGGAUGCAUCCUCAUUGCGUAUUAUAAUCAAAGCUUCGGCCCCGAUCCUAAUCAGGAUGACAUGGUAAGACAUUGUGUCAACUACGCAGCCGACCUAGGUCUGCAUAAAGUGGACGAAGACUCGGCACAAAGCCCAGUGUCAUCUUCUGGACCCAUUGACGCAAAGAAUUGGUCGUCCAAGGAAGAAAAGCGAAGAGCUUGGUGGUCGGUCUGGGAGCUCGACGCCUUCGGCGCUGUGUCAGGCGGACGCCCAAACCUCAUCGACCCCCUCCAGGCUCGCAUUCGAUUACCGGCCUCAGACGAAACAUGGUUCUCCUACACUCCUCUUGACUCGCCCAUGUUCCAUGCCAACCCCCUGGUGUGCUGCAGGCGUCUUAGCGACACCCAGGCUCAGGAUGCUCGUCCGUGGUUCCUUAUGAGCAACUAUCUCAUGGUCCAGUCGCACCAACUCGCGCACAGAAAGACAGUCCGCCAACACGAGAUCGACGAAUAUGAGACCAUACUCGCAUCUUUCUCUGUGCUCUACCGGAGGAAGUUUGAGUACCUGCAUGACUGCACUUUUUUUGAUGAUGAGACAUACGCGAAAAGCAAUUGGCUCGUAUUGACUAACCUCAUGAUACUCAAGUAA